CUAAUGCUUUAAAAUUAUUAUAUUUUGGUUUUAAAAUAGGUGAUGUCGUGUAGACUGAAAAUUCUGAAGGCCUAAUUAAACUAUAUAAGACCAUGCAUUGUAUUUUUUUAUAUGUGUUAAAGCCUAUGAUUAUGAAUCAUAUUUCCAAAAUCCACUUUGUUGUGCUACACUGAUUUUAUAUGUGCAUGGUAUAAAAAGUAAUACUAAUAAAUAAACCGAGAGGCUUGCAAACAUCAACAUAGACAUACAUGUAAAUGAUUGUUCGUGCAUCAUGCAUAUUUGUAUCUCGGUAGAAGAACACGCCAUCUAUUAAUGAACAGAAACCCACGAAACUUUCUUAGUUUAUUGAACUUUUCAAGAGGCAGAAAAAAUCACCAAGUCCAAGACCACUUUUUUCUCCUCAUUCUUCUGCUACAGACUUGUUCCUUAUCUCUCAAGGAUUUGCUAAAAAUAGAUGAGGAUAUUUGUCCGAAAUUUUCUGUCCCUUACUCUCUUUUAUCUAUCCUCUCUUCUCAGUUUUUACUACGUACCUCUUUCAUUACGGGCUCAGAAGACACUGAAGUUUUGAUUUUCUCUCAAAAUGGCGUUCAUGAGACUUGGCUCCAAAUCCGAAGCUUUCCAUCGCGAAGGCCAAACCUGGCUUUGCACCACAGGACUGGUGAGUGAUGUUACCAUAGAGGUUGGAGACAUGAAGUUUCAUCUCCACAAGUUCCCAUUGCUCUCUAGAAGUGGGCUUCUUGAGAAACUAAUCGAAGAGUCUUCAAGUGAUGAUGGAUCAAGCUGUGUUUUGAGUUUAGAUGACAUACCAGGAGGCGGCAAAACGUUCGAGCUCAUAACAAAAUUUUGCUACGGUGUGAAAAUCGAGCUUACCGCAUUCAAUGUUGUUAGCCUUAGAUGUGCAGCCGAGUACCUUGAGAUGACUGAUAACUACGGAGAAGGUAAUCUUGUCGGUAUGACAGAGACUUUCCUCAACGAAGUGUUUGGUAACUGGACAGACUCUAUCAAAGCUCUUCAGACAUGUGAGGACGUAACUGAUCACGCUGAAGAUCUUCACAUCAUCUCGAGGUGUGUUGAUUCUUUAGCUAUGAAAGCUUGUGCUGACCCAAGCCUUUUCAACUGGCCCAAGAAUCCAACGAGCGGGCAGAACACCGAAGAUGAAUCUCAUUUGUGGAACGGAAUCUCACCGUCCGGAAAGAUGCUGCAACCAACAGGUGAAGAUUGGUGGUUUGAUGAUGCAUCUUUUCUCAACUUGUCUCUCUUCAAAAGACUCAUCACAGCUAUUGAAGCACGAGGCAUGAAGCUUGAGAACAUCUCCAUGGCUGUUAUGUACUAUACAAAGAAACAUGUUCCUCUGAUGAACAGACAAGUGACUAUGGAUGAACAAGUGAUUGAGACACCGAACACUUCUGAAGCCGAACAAAAGGAUGCCCUCGAAGAGAUUAUCGGUAUGCUUCCGACCAAGAAAGGUGUAAACCCGACCAAGUUUCUCCUCAGGCUGCUUCAGACCGCGAUGGUGUUGCACACAAGCCAAUCCUCGAGGGAGAAUCUUGAGAGACUUAUAGGAAACCAACUUGAGCAAGCUGCUCUAGUGGAUCUUCUUAUACCGAACAUGGGAUACUCUGAAACGCUUUAUGACGUUGAGUGCGUGCUGAGAAUGAUCGAACAGUUUGUCUCUUCAACGGAACAAGCAGGGAUGGUCCCUUCUCCAUGCAUCGUAGAAGAGGGACAUUUGGUGAAAGAUGGAGCCGAAAUGCUAACUCCUCCAACGCUAGUGGCAACUCUCGUCGAUGGUUAUCUAGCUGAGGUGGCACCUGAUGUUAACUUGAAGUUAGCGAAGUUUGAAGCCAUCGCUGCUGCAAUCCCUGAGUACGCAAGACCACUAGAUGAUGGAGUCUAUCACGCAGUUGACGUGUUCUUGAAGGCGCAUCCGUGGAUUACGGAUUCGGAAAGGGAGCAUAUAUGUAGACUGAUGAACUGCCAGAAGCUCUCACUGGAAGCAAGCGCACAUGCAGCACAGAACGAGAGGCUGCCUCUUAGGGUGAUUGUCCAGGUUCUGUUUUUCGAACAGCUUAGGCUCAGGACAUCUAUAUCGAGCUGGUUCUUUGUCUCUGAAAAUCUAGACAACCCGGAGCACCAGAAUGGCGGGAACGGUGGUUUACUUAAACCGAGAGGCGAGAACGUGAGAGAGAGGGUUUCUGAGCUGGAGAAAGAGUGUAUGAACAUGAAACAAGAGCUUCAGAAGCUGGUGAGGUCUAAGAGAAGCUGGAAGAAUUUCACUAGGAAGCUUAACUUCAAGAAGAAGUCAGAGUGUUGCAAGCCUAAGGAUCAUGAAGCGAAGCAAGCUAUUUAAACAAGAACCAGUCCGCUGGAUAUCAAACUACUACGUACUCUGUUUCAAAGCUGAACUACUAGUAUUAUUAUUGUCUUCUCCUUUUUUUUAAUUCACUUUAGGUAGAAAGAUCACAACCUCGAUGAUCUAAUCAGAUUAGCUAUGUUUUUUUCUUGUUCUUGACGGUACUCUUGUGUUUUCAAAAGUUUUCAUUAUUCUCUUAACUAUCUUGCUGAGAGA
Raphanus sativus (radish) is the source of this 2569-nucleotide messenger RNA. RefSeq names its product BTB/POZ domain-containing protein At5g03250. The coding region runs from base 581 to 2350 and encodes 589 amino acids. Lineage: Eukaryota; Viridiplantae; Streptophyta; Magnoliopsida; Brassicales; Brassicaceae. The transcript is spliced from 5 exons. Gene Ontology annotation, molecular function: protein binding. The record is from RefSeq and is a predicted model, not a curated record.